Westerdykella ornata is the source of this 3075-nucleotide messenger RNA. RefSeq lists its product as uncharacterized. The transcript has 4 exons. Bases 1 to 3075 code for a protein of 1024 amino acids. Lineage: Eukaryota; Fungi; Ascomycota; Dothideomycetes; Pleosporales; Sporormiaceae. The record is from RefSeq and is a predicted model, not a curated record.
AUGGGGCUCCUCUCCAAGCUCCUUGUGAGCUCCCUGCUCUUUACCGCGAACCUCGUCUCUGCGGACCGGGAGCCAACCAUUGACUUCAAGCCUGGCAAGGGGAACCUGCUGCUUGCUACCCGUUCGUCCCCCGUCAACAUCCUCCUUGACGGCGCAGAUUGGCCUGGUGUCCUUCGUGCGGCACACGAUCUCGCCGUCGACUUUGGCCGUGUCACUGGAGUCAAUGGCUCCUUGACCGUGCAAGGGAAGGGCACCAAGAGUGCGGAGACCAUCUUCAACGUCACCGGUAUCAGCAAGGACUGGACUGUGGGAGGCUCUCACAAGUCGCACGGAAACCAAGGUGGCACAAUCAUUGCGGGUACCAUUGGUAACUCUAGCUUGAUCGAUGCUUUGAUCAAGGAGGGAAAGCUCGAUGUUAGCAAGAUUAAGGGCAAAUGGGAAGCCUACGUCAGUGCUGUGAUCAAGAACCCUACAAAGGGCACCAAGGAAGCAUUGGUUAUUGCCGGAAGCGAUAGGCGUGGCACCAUCUACGGUAUCUACGAUGUCUCGGAGCAAAUCGGUGUCUCGCCAUGGCAUUGGUUCGCAGACGUUGCCUCCAAGUCCCACGAUUCCAUCUACGCGCUCCCAACCACCAAGGUCCAGAAAACGCCUUCCGUCAAGUACCGUGGUUUCUUCAUCAAUGACGAGGCACCUGCCCUUACCGGGUGGGUGAAUAAGAGGUACCCCCAGUCUCAGUGGGGAUCUGCCUUCGGCGCAGACUUCUACUCCCAUGUCUUUGAACUCUUGCUCCGUCUGAGGGCAAAUUACCUCUGGCCUGCCAUGUGGGGUAGCAUGUUCAAUGUCGAUGACCCGCGCAAUCAACCUCUGGCCGAUGAGUAUGCCAUUGUCAUGGGCUCAUCGCAUACCGAACCGAUGGUGCGUGCUACUAAAGAGUGGAAAGUCUUCGGCAAGGGUGGCGAGGCGGGUUGGCAGUGGGCGACAAACAAUGCGAGUCUCUACGAAUUCUUCAUGGAGGGCGCCGUCCGCGCCAAGAAUUACGAGAACGUCGUCACUGUUGGCAUGCGCGGUUAUCACGACACUGCUAUGACUCCUGAUGUGCAGACGGAUGUGUUGGAAGCCGUUGUCAAUGCCCAGCAAGACAUUCUGGACAAAGUGUACGGGAAUGCGUCCGCAGUUCCGCAGAUGUGGUGUUUAUACAAGGAGGUGCAGGACUACUUUGAGGCGGGGAUGAAGGUGCCCGAUCACGUCACGCUGCUGUGGACCGAGGACAACUGGCAGAAUAUCCGCAGGCUCCCUGUUGGUGACGAGAAGAAGAGGUCUGGAGGUGCUGGUGUCUACUAUCACUUUGACUAUGUCGGGGACCCACAGAACUACAAGUGGAUCAACACCAUCCAACUCCAAAAGACGUACGACCAGAUGCGCCUUGCCAAGGACCGCGAGGCCGAUCGCCUUUGGAUUGUCAAUGUCGGAGACAUCAAGCCCUACGAGAUCCCGAUUUCUCACUGGUUCGACAUCGCUUAUGAUAUCGAUGCUUACGAUGAGAAGAGCGUCCCCAAAUGGAUCGAGAGCUGGGCAGCGCGCACAUUCGACGCUAAGCACGCAAAGACCAUCUCUGACAUCGUUGACCGGUACGGAUUUUUGGCGAACAUGCGCAAGUUCGAGCUUGUCGAGCCAAAGACGUACAGCGUGCUGAACUACGAGGAGGCCGACCAAAUCCUGGCCGAAUGGGAGGCACUGGGUAAGAAGGCCCAGGCUGUGUACGACAGUCUCCCUGACGCGCAGAAGCCGUCUUUCUUUGAGAUGAUUCUGCACCCUGUUCUUGCGGGAGGUAAUUUCAUUGAUAUCCAGGUUGCGGGCGCUAGAAAUAUCAUCUAUUCUGGUCAGGCGCGUAACAGUGCUAAUAGGUGGUUCCAGCGUGUCCUUGAUGGAAUGAAGAAGGAUCAUAAUUUGACUGUUCAAUACCAUAGCCUCCUGGGUGGAAAGUGGAACCAUAUGAUGGACCAGACACAUCUUGGUUAUCAAGGCUAUUGGCAACAGCCCAUGCGCCAGACAUCACCUAUGCUACGCUGGGUCAUGAACUUCGAGCGCUCCCUUGCUGGCGACCUCGGUGUUGCGGUUGAAGGCAGCAAUGGCACCGUUCCGGGCGACGAUAUCUGGCACUCUAACGGCGGAGGCUCCCUCGACCUUGCUUUGAUCACGCCCUAUACACCCCACCGAUGGAUCGACAUCUUCAAUGUCGGAACCCAGACCACGAAAUGGAACAUUCAAGCCGAGCCUUUCAUCAAGCUCACGCAAAGCUCAGGCACUCUGUCUCCCGAGUCCGAUGACGUCCGCGUCUACAUCGAUAUCGACUGGAGCCAGAUCGCCUCCGGCUCGGGCAAGAAGUCCGUCUUGAACAUCACUUCCUCUACCGACUACGGCACCCAAUUCGGCACGCCCACCAUCAAUCUCCAAAUCAACAACACGGCGCUCCCAUCCACCUUCACGUCCGGCUUCGUCGAAACGGCCGGCUAUGUCUCCUUUGAAGCCGAGCACUGGACGCGCAUGACGCCCGCAGGCGACCUCAGCAUCCAGGUUCUUCCGCACUACGGCCGCACGCUCUCCGGCAUCAAGCUCAACAACAAUCGAGCCGAGUCACUGACCACAUCCACCGCCCCGCUCAUCGAAUACGACUUCUACACCUUCACCUCCACCCCGGCCACAAAGGGGCUGAACGUUACCCUUAUCCUCUCUCCAACCCUCAACGUCAACCCCAAGAAGCCUCUCGCCUACAUCGCCCAGCUCGAUGACCUCCCCCCUCAGCGCAGGCAAUACGUCAUCGACCAACCUCAACCUGAAUUCCCGGUUGGCUGGCGCCCUGCUGUUGCGCAGAGUGCGUGGUACAACACCACGAGCUGGGGCGCGGUUGAGAAGGGGAAGCAUACGCUGAAAUUGUGGCUUGUGGAGGCCAAUGUCGUGCUGCAGAAGGUGGUUGUUGAUCUGGGCGGCGUGAGGGAGAGUCACAAUGGCCCGCCAGAGAGCUUCAGGGUUGGUGGGAAUGGAGGCAAUGCGACUGUGGCGAGGAGGCAUUUGUAA